Messenger RNA from Carya illinoinensis, 3162 nucleotides. RefSeq lists its product as uncharacterized. The record is from RefSeq and is a predicted model, not a curated record. NCBI's taxonomy places the organism in Eukaryota, Viridiplantae, Streptophyta, Magnoliopsida, Fagales, Juglandaceae. Gene Ontology annotation, biological process: regulation of photomorphogenesis. The transcript is spliced from 4 exons. The coding region runs from base 339 to 2591 and encodes 750 amino acids.
AUGUGCAGGUGUAUGCGGCUGAGCAGAGCAAAGCAAAACAGAUGCAAAGUGAAACUCGGCUUCAAACUUCCAGCUUCCGCUAAGCUUUCUCUUCUUCCUGUUCCUGCUUUUCCUCCUCCACUGCUAUUUAUACUUCCACUUAUCCAUGUCUACAAGAUUUCCGUCUUCCGAACUUCAAGAACUUUCUCUCUUAUCUAUCUCGGGGUUCUGUUUCGAUCUCUCGCUCUGGAUCUCGGCCUCUCUUGAACCUCACACCUCUAUCUUCGCUGUCUCCGUUACCCAUGGUGAUGAUGAGCUGAUGAGGGAUGGUUAUUGAUUGGGAAACAUAAUUAAGUGCCAUGUCCGAUCAAGUUACACAAUCCUAUCACGGUAGGGAUGCAAUGACGGGUAAACCAGUGCGUCGUUACCAAUCUGUUUGGAUGGGUCACUCGAUGGGAACAAGCUGUAAGGCAGCUACUCAGGCUAGCGGUAAUAUGUCAAUUCAUUAUGAGUCCAAGCAAGAAGUUCGGGAUACUGUGAAGCACCCUGUACUUAGUGGGACAGAGAUAGGGACAGAAAUUUAUGCCAAAGGAUUUGCAGAAGUAGCUAAAUCCAAGACAGUCGAUAUUAUCAAUGAGAGUCUGGCAGCAGGUUCAAAACGACUUGGGAGAGAAAGUUUGGUUUCCCAGCCCUUUCCCAUGUUCAAUCUUUCUCAAAAGAGAAAGGGUGUUGUUUUGGCUUUAAAGAAUGAUGAAACCACGUGUCUUGGGGGAGUACCAAGUUCUCAAAAUGGCUCCAAGUCUGGACAUAUUACUGGUUCACUUCACAGAAGCGAGAGUCAUUUACCUUCAGAAUCUGCAAGGGCUCCUCCAGAAACAGGCACUCUUGAAUGUCGUUUUCAAUCUGGAGGCAUCUCACAUUACUCAGAGCAGCAGGUAAAAUCUCACAAAGAUUUUAAUAUGAACGGCCUAGCUGCUUCAACAUCUCUUCAUGAUGAUUUUACGAGGUCAAGUUUAAAAAUUGUGCCACAUGGAUUUAACAGCAGAAGGUCUCCAUUGCAGCCCUUCGUGUCUAGAAAAGAAGAAAUACAUAAAUCAAACUCCAUCAUGACAUCCAAAGAAUGUGUCCAGGAUACCAAUCAUUUCAGCCAUUCCACUAUUUUGGUUCAUGAGAAGAGCAACCUAUUAGAUUCCAGAACAUGUGGGAAGUCAUUGCUUAGGCAGAAAGACGCAACUCUGUUGCUCCAUGAUCCCUCUACAAGCAGUAGUAACAAGCACGCACAUUUUCUUGGUAAACAGUGGCAUAAUAUGCAAAAUCAUUCAGGUAUGAGAUUGUUUCCAAGCCAGAGCAACUCCCCAGAGGCGACCAAAUCAGAAGAUUUAUAUCACGGAUGUCAUUUGCUAACAAGACUUCCAUACUCUGUUCAUGAUGUGGAGACUAUGAGAAUAUACGCUACCAUCAACUCCAUAGGAGGAUUACUUAGAAGUCCUUCCAAGUUCUCCCAAACAACUCGCCGUUUUAUGAUCACGGAAAAGACCGAUGUUGCCUUAUCUGAUGAACAUCAAAUAUUGAGAGAAUCAACUGUAUCUGCCAAAUUCAAAGGAAAAUAUUUCAGCGAGCUUCUCAGUUUAUCACCUGAUUUCCGUUUCCAAGUUCAGCAAGGAGUGAAACUGCAACCUCUAGACAGCUCCACAGAAAGUGAUGGGCAAGGAUAUGUUAAAGAUGUAAAUGUUUCAAUUGGAUUGAAGACCAAAUCGUCAGCUGAAACUGAUACUAUGGACAUGGAUGCUUUACAGGAGAGCCAUCUUCCUGGUCUUGCUUUAUCCCCAUCUGAUAAGGGCCUCAAGGGGAAGUCACUAACAUCUCGAGCUGCAGAUACUUCAGCUAGAGAAGAAAUGAGGAGCAUACCCGUGACCAGGGAUUUAUGUGAUAUAAAUCAAGCGCUUCCCGAUCUUCCUGCUUUGUCAAGCCCAGUAGGUUGCAGGGAGACUAGCCCAUCAAGAACCCAGAGUUUGGACGUCGAACACCUCCUCUCACAUGCUGAGCAGCCUGGGACUUCCAAAUCUAGUGGUUGUCCUGAUGGCCAUCUGGGACCUGAGCCAAGCAGCAGGUGGGUCAAACGACUCAAGCUGAGUUCUUGUCGCUCUGCUCAUGGUACCAAGAGCUCAAAAUUGGAAGAAGCCUCUUCCCAUGAAAAAGUCAACAGGUUCUCCUGCAAAGUUUCGAAAUAUGGCACAACCAGUUUGGAUCCUACCAUGGUUAGAUGCCAUGGAAAAGAGCAGAUGGCAUUAGAUCAAAAUGCUAUCUUUCUUAGGAAUGGUGAGCCUUCUACUGUUGAUUCAGUGAAGAAAAGUCAACAUGUAACUCUUUCACAUCCUUGGAUUCGGCGGUGGUGUCAUAGUUCAGCGGCUACUCCCCGAAAGACAUCCAAAUCUGUGGUGGUUUGUCAGCCACAGUGUUCAAAGGCAACAUUAGAUGAUUUUCAAAAGAAGCAAUUUCCAAGCAUUGCUGCAAUGGCUCUGAUGGGGAAGGCUUUGCGUGGUUUCCGUUCAUGUGAGUUUAGGAAAAGAGGGUCUUUCGUUGUUUGGAAUUCCGAAGGGGUCUUGAGAUGACCGUGCCCAGAGUAAUAUGGGUUCGUUUAAGAGUAAGAAAAGAGAUCUGUGGAAGGAAGCUUAAAAAAGAGGUCCAAUGGAGUAGUGCCUGUAUAAGAUGUUGAGAAAGGGAAGCAAAGCUUUGGCCAUGCAUCACAAUCAGAUGAGAGGGAAGAUAUAUGGAGCAGUGUUUUUUUUGUUUUUUUUUUUAUUUCCUGAUUGUGAGUUAUCUGUUGUUUUUCAUCUCUCUCUAGAAGAAUAGGUUUUCUUGACGUGCAGCGGGAAGAACUCCAAAGAGGAUUUGUUCCUUGGAACAUGGCAACGCGUCUGGGAGGAUAAGAGGCGCAGCCAGACUAAUAUCAUGAUUACUUCAAAAGCAUCUGCCAUGAUGCUGAUGUCUCUUCCUCCCAGAAUAAUCACAGUGAGACCUGAGUACUGCCAAGGAACCAAGAACUUAUUUCGUAAAAAAGAAACCGACACAAAGACAAAAGCAUAUGUAUGAGACAUUAUCGAGAGGGUGGAGCUUAAAAUUCUGUUUCGAGUAUCCUGUGUUUGUACAUUAUUUACUUUUGCUAUGUUACUUUCUUUUUUA